CAGCAUUUGAAGCAGGUGCCCAGAGUGAACAGCUGUGCCAGGCCGCAUUCCCAUCACAGCUGCGUGAACGACUGUGGGGCCGUCUAGAAACAGCACAUUGGAAGUUCUCAGCCGUAUCCAGCCCUUGCCGAAUACAUCCCGUUCUCCACACAUCAGUGUGAGGAUAGUAAUUUUACGUGCAUGUAAAAGUUCGAACUGUAUCUCAGAGUUCAAGUGUAUUAACUGUGCCAUGGAAGCCGACAAUACAGGUCCCUCCAGCCACAAGGUGGGCACCAUGGCUGAGAAGUUCGACUGCCACUACUGCAGGGACCCCCUGCAGGGGAAAAAGUACGUGCAGAAAGAUGGCCACCACUGCUGCCUGAAGUGCUUUGACAAGUUCUGUGCCAACACCUGUGUGGAAUGCCGCAAGCCCAUCAGCGCCGAUGCCAAGGAGGUGCACUAUAAGAACCGCUUCUGGCACGACACCUGCUUCCGCUGUGCCAAGUGCCUUCACCCCUUGGCUAACGAGACCUUCGUGUCCAAGGACAACAAGAUCAUGUGCAACAAGUGCGUCACUCGGGAGGACUCCCCCAGGUGCAAGGGGUGCUUCAAGGCCAUCGUAGCAGGAGAUCAAAACGUGGAGUACAAGGGGACCGUCUGGCACAAAGACUGCUUCACCUGCAGCAACUGCAAGCAAGUCAUCGGGACUGGAAGCUUCUUCCCUAAAGGGGAGGACUUCUACUGCGUGACUUGCCAUGAGACCAAGUUUGCCAAGCAUUGCGUGAAGUGCAACAAGGCCAUCACAUCUGGAGGAAUCACUUACCAGGAUCAGCCCUGGCAUGCCGAGUGCUUUGUGUGUGUUACCUGCUCUAAGAAGCUGGCUGGGCAGCGUUUCACCGCUGUGGAGGACCAGUAUUACUGCGUGGAUUGCUACAAGAACUUUGUGGCCAAGAAGUGUGCUGGAUGCAAGAACCCCAUCACUGGGAAAAGGACUGUGUCAAGAGUGAGCCACCCAGUCUCUAAAGCUAGGAAGCCCCCAGUGUGCCACGGGAAACGCUUGCCUCUCACCCUGUUUCCCAGCGCCAACCUCCGGGGCAGGCAUCCGGGUGGAGAGAGGACUUGUCCCUCGUGGGUGGUGGUUCUUUAUAGAAAAAAUCGAAGCUUAGCAGCUCCUCGAGGCCCGGCUUUGGUAAAGGCUCCAGUGUGGUGGCCUAUGAAGGACAAUCCUGGCACGACUACUGCUUCCACUGCAAAAAAUGCUCCGUGAAUCUGGCCAACAAGCGCUUUGUUUUCCACGAGGAGCAAGUGUAUUGCCCCGACUGUGCCAAAAAGCUGUAAAGUGACAGGGGCUCCUGUCCUGUAAAAUGGAAUUCGAGUCUUGUUGUUUGUGUCCUUGCUCUCUGCCCUACACCAUCGAUAGGGGAAGAGGGGCCUUUCGCCUCUUUCCGGUUGAUCUUUCUGUCUUUUCUCCCAUUUUACAGUGUUACUCAAAUAUAAGGGCACACAGUGAUCAUAUUAAGAUUUAGCAAGAAGCAACCCUGCAGCAAAGUUAAUUUCUCUACAGCUGCAAUUAAGAACAAAAACUUAGAUAGAUUGACUCUUCUGCAUGUUUCUCAUAGAGCAGAAAAGUGCGAACCAUUUAGCCACUUAGUGAUGUAAGCCAGAAGCAUAAGAGAGGAAGCCCCCACUGAGAGGCCUUGGGCGGCUCCGCAGGACCCCACCUCAUAGUCACCCGACAUGCCGGAGUGGCGGCGGCUGCUGCGAAUCGCUGCUCACCCUUUUCCGUGAGCAGGAAAAGGACUUACGAAAUGCAUGGUCUACCCUCCUCCAGCUCUUCCCUUCCUUCUGUUCUUGCGUGCUUUCCAAUGACUAACACGGAUUUCCAGGAAGUUAACAUUUGAACUUAGCUGUCAUUCGAAACGGGCCCUUCCCCGUACUAACGUUUGAUUUCCCUGUGUGGCAUGUUUUCUGAGCGUUCCUACUGUAAAGCAUGGAACGCGCAGGUGAUUUGGAAAGUGUAGGCGGAUCUGAGAAAACGAACCUGUUUCAGAGGAACAUCGUCACAACACGUGCUAUUGAACGCUUCACCAAACUAACCCUGCUUCCUUACUUUUCUUUACAUUGAUAAUAUUUUUGUUUUACUUAAUAACAAAAUAGUUUAUGGUUUGGAAACUUGCAUGACAAUAUUUUAGCCCCUCAAACGUUCUUGCAGUUUGGAAAUUUAUCCUGCAGAAGUAACUGUCCAGCUCCAGAGGGGUGGCUGAGCAGGCGCCAGGGCUGUCAUCUACAUGGAUGUGACAUUUUAAAACCGUGACGAGUUGGUUCCCUUGUAACAUAGUAGUUGUCUGCUCUUUGUCCAUGUGUUAAGGAGGACUGCCAAGUCCCUUCUCUUGUGAUUCCUAGGACUUGUCCUCGGGAGCUUAGCUGGAUCUCUGGGGGAGUGGGGAGGCCACCGUCCUCACAGGCAGAACCAGAUGUCCACUUACUGCUUACCUGACGUGCAGGAUCACCUGCUUGCUGUAUUCUCCGUUAUUAUAUGACAUAGUAUAACACGACGGUAUCAAAAGUAAACAUGUAAUGACAAUACGUAUUAACAUUUUUGUAGGAGUGGUUAGAGAAGCCAAUGCCUCAUUUCUACAUUUUGUCAUUAGCUGUGAUCAUCUAACGUUUCCGUGUAUCCUUACAGAAAUAAAGCAGCAUAUAAAUAA
Molecule: messenger RNA, 2687 nt
Organism: Tupaia belangeri chinensis (Chinese tree shrew)
Lineage: Eukaryota; Metazoa; Chordata; Mammalia; Scandentia; Tupaiidae
Gene: FHL1
Product: four and a half LIM domains 1
Exons: 9
Coding region: 230-1246 (338 amino acids)
Biological process (GO): muscle organ development
Molecular function (GO): transmembrane transporter binding
Source: RefSeq, a predicted model, not a curated record